GGCCGGCCGCCCUUUUCCUUUCGGUUUUCCCCACCCGAUUGCCGGCGGCCCGGCCCGGCCAUGGAGAACGGCGCCGUCUACAACGAGACCACGGAACCGGAGGCGAAGGCGCCCCGCCGCCGCCUCUUCGGCUGCACCCUGCGGCGCCUGCAGGGAUGGCGGCUGGCGGCCAAGGUGGUCCAGGCGAUUUUCUCUUUUGUGGCUGUCGUUUGUGAAGAAAUUGUGGACGAUUGCAUCACUUGUAGUGGACUUUACUUCUUUGAAUUCGUAAGCUGCAGUGCCUUUCUUUUGAGCCUCCUGAUUCUGUGUGUGUAUUGCACUGAUUUGUAUGAAUCACUGGGGGAAGAUAAAGUGCAGAAACUGAAUUUUUGGGCUGUGCCAAUCAUAGGUGCCUGGUUUCUGUUAGCAUCAAUAGUGUUUUCUGCAACCUGCUCUGGCUCUGCUGUUGAAAAUGCUGCAUAUGUAUUUGGAUUUUUUGCAACUUUUGCAUUUGCAGCUGAAUUUGGUAUAGAGUUUUAUCUCAGGCGAAAACAAAACAUCAGUGGACGCUCUGAAAAUCCUGGUAAAACUCCGAGUGCCAGAGAAAAUCAGCCAUUGAAUAAACCAAGAUAACUUCCUGAUUUUUUUUUUGUUUUGUUUUGUUUGUUUGUUUGUUUUGUUUUAUUUUUAAUUGGAGCAAACUGAAAUGAACUUUCAGUGCACUAUAGGUAACAGCUUCUGUUUCUUUGUUCUAAUAGAUUUUGUAUGCAUUGCUCAUCACAAAUUUUUAUGGAUUCUUGGGUCAGGUAAUGGCAUCUUGAGCAUCAUGUUCUAAGGUAACUGAUCCUGCCACCUGCUGGGAUGACAGGCCCUAAAACACCUUGGGUCUAAACAGAAUAACUUCAGGACAGCAGUGGGCUGAUUUGAUUUUAACAGAGCUGACUGAUAAGGGUUAAUGCCUGAGGCAUAAAUUCUGAGCUGUAACCUAAAGAUAUUUCCCGGUUAAAUUGACCGGAUGCUUCUGUUGUGAGUUAUAAAUUAGUACAGCAGAACUAAUUUUUGUACUUCCUGGUCAAACUGAAUGUAAAAGGGAUACCUAACUGGAACCUUACAGGAAUAUUUAUCCUUAAAUAGGGGGUUUGGGGUUGUUUUUACCACUCUUGUGCCUCAGUUCUAUCUGUGGAGAUCAGUUUAAUGGUAUAGUGACUGUGGAGGGUUUAUGGGGAAGGUAGUGUAAAUGGUAUAUUAAGGAGACAGUUUUGCACCCUAUGAUUGUCAAAGUUUGGACUUGUAUGUCAGAAUCUUCUUUCAGAUGGUUUUGAAAGCUGAAACUGAAAAUAACAGUUGGAGGAAGAAACUUGAAAAGCCAGCAGUGCGAGGAAUAAGAUAAAGAAUAAUAUUUACAUGAAGGAACCCCAGAAGUAGCAAUCUGAAUAUUAACAGGAAAAACCUUACAGCAUGUUGGUUCUACCCUGGUGGAUAUUACUUGCAAGGUUAAUACCAUAUGCAACUUGUUUAUGUAUAGGUAAUGCUAAGUUUUGUCAGAAUGGUUUUGAACCUCACCAUUUAUAUGUGUUUAUAAAUAUGGCAGUAGCUUAAGACUCCUUGCUGCUGACUAGCUCAGUUGGUAAACAGGUAAAUAAGCACUUGUCCCCUUGAUUUGUUUUGCAAGUGACAGUCUGUAGGACUGCAAGGAACACUACUGAUGGGACACAUAUCAGACAAGUGACAGAUGUAUUAGAGCAGAUGUUGAUGGCUAUAAAGGAAAUGAAGCGCUGGAAAAGCAUUUUUCUGAUGUCUGGGGUAAAAGCGAGAGUGCUAUUCCUCUCUUAAGAGUAAAGCCUUCAAAAGCAGAGCAAAUUACUGUAAGCCAGAAGAGUUCCAAAAUACCAAAGCAAAUAAGGAGAAGCUGAUUAUGGAAUAACAGUUCUUGUUUGUGUGCUUGAGAUGUUUGCCGUGUCUCCCGGGCAUUAAGUGCAUGUCACUGAUAUCCCAGUCAGGCGUGUUCCCCGUCCUGUAAGCUGCUGUGGCAGCAUUGAGACCAAGCCCUCCAGAAACUGGCUGAGAUGCAUUUGGGGAAGGAAGAGGAAGCUGUUUUAAGACAAAGGACUGUAAUAGCAAGUCAAAGUUGUUUUUUUUCCAUUGCUGCAACUUUCUGAUGAGUGUGAGUUUGUGAUGUUUUCUCUCUCUAUGGCCUGAGACUUAAGCCUAACACUACACUUUGCUUGGAGGACAUAAAAUUUUGCCGGGUGGUGCGAAGUGCCAAGUUAAAGCUAUAGCUUGGUUUUAGAGCUAUGCAUAGAAGAGAUACUUCAUAGAAUUUUCUCUGUAGAAAAGCUCUUUGGACUUUUUUUUUCCCCCCCUUGUAUUUAUUAGUGUCUGUUUGCACAAAAAUCUGAUCUCAGUGCUUGCUGUAGCUGUCUCUUAUAACUGGGUAGAUUAGAGAUGUUUGGUUUACAAGCAGUGUUACUGGUGAUACAAAAUAUCCAUAAUGAGAAAUAUCUCCUCUAUGAUCUGCAAUGUCUUACUCUGGGGACUGUGCCCAUAGAAGUAACAUUACAAAAGUCUAAUUUUGUUUUCUUUUUAUUGCCUAGAUUCCUACUGAAUUUUUUUCCACACCAAAAUGUCCAUAGUCUAAAUUUUCAUCUGUAAUUGGUAGCUGUAAAUGUAGUGUAAGAGCAACACUGUGCUGCUAAGUAUUUAUUAAGCAGUGCAGCGCCGUGAAUGGACUUUUUAUCUUGAGAUAAUUUUUCCUGUUAUUUUUCUCAGCCUAAAGAUAAGUUAAUUGAGGUCUGGGUUUUGGUUGCUUAUUCUAUAGGCUUUUCCCUACCUAAGUGAUACUGAUAUCCAUUCCUGGAAAUACAGAAAGGGAACUGUGAAGUCAUCUCCCAGCCUUGGCAGUUUACCUGACAGUAGUCUGUCACAUAGCAGUUAAAUACUAGGAACAAGUCACAUAAUGGUUAUAGAUUUAAGGCAGUUGCCCAAAAUGUCGCUUCCAAACCAGUUGUUGGCUAACAUGCAUGAUGAUGCUGUUAAUCCUUGCACCUCAUAAGGUGUGUUUGCUCUGUUUCAAAAUAGUUGAGAAGCAGAUUUGCACGUGUGUAUGCUGUUUUCUGUGAGGUUAUUUUUUAAACUGCUUUAUCAGCUUCUUAUAUCCUAGCUUCCCUUACCACUCCUAGCUCCUCUGCCCUCCCACUCUAGGUGGGGGAGAGGCUUCCUUGCUGCAGUGACUGAGCAGACUGGUCUGCUGUCUUGACAUGCCCCAUUGCCCUUCUGGUGUCAGGUGCUGGCUUUAAAUGUCUGUCUCUUAAUUAGACUGAUCCUAGAGAAUGCUGUUGGAGCUGGAUUAAACGUCUGGUUCUGCAGGAGCUCUGUGUGUAUGACUGGAUGUCUCUUACCCCUCGUGCUCUGCCAGCAAAGCCCUUUGCUCGUUUCCCAGCCUGCUUCUGAUGAAAUCAGCCAACCUUAUUUAAACCACCUAUUUAAAUUGCUUCCAUUAAGGUGGCUGAUUUUGGCUUAAGUGGAUUAGGGAUUGUUCAGGAGAGUGAUGGGAGCCCUGGCAGAAGUGCUGUUAGAUACAACUGCCUCAAAUUUCUUCUGUUGGCAAAGUGAACAUUUCUGUACAUCAUAACUGGUAGUAAAGCCUGUUGGAAAGAAGCAAACAAUCACAUUAAAAUCAAAGUGCUACCAAGUGCCCUUUGGUUCUGGGUAUGGGAAGGAAUUGUGCCUUACUGCCUGUGCCCUGUGCUUCAAAAAAGCAGGGAAGGGUUGUGAUCUGUUACAGGUGAGUUCUACCUUUGCACCUUCUGACCUGAAAGAGCAGUGAGUGAUCUCAUGCAAUUCUCAGAGCUCAGCAAAAGAUGUUUUUGCAUAGUGGCUGUCAUGGUGAUCCUUGUUCAAAUUUGUGCAAUAAAAUACCAAGCUUUCUACACUGAAGGGAAAUUCUUAGCGAAAAUUUUCAAAGGUUCUAUAAAAUUGUAGCAAAUCAAGAUGCUGAUAGUGCCUUUAAGAUGGAAAUUCAUCUCUUUUUUAGUCUAUUGCUGUAAAUGUAAGCAGAUAUCUGGAUAUUAAAUUUUAUGCUGGACAGGGCUAUAUAUCACUUUUAAUGCCAUUUUGAAUUAAAGCAGGAUGAUAAUACAUUAAUUUUAUGUAUAUAAAGUAAGAAUUUUAUAGUUUUGUUUCCAGUAUUGCCUUGAAUGUCCAUCUAAAUAAUUUUUAGAUUACUGAAUAUUUUUAUCAUUCUAAACCUGUGAUAUUUUUUAAUGCAUAAUGUUUUCUUGAUCUAAGGAACUUCAUGAAAUAUUUUGUAAUCAUUUUUUUAAAUAAAGGCUUAGUAAAUAAGCAUUUCUUGGUUUU
This is a messenger RNA of Hirundo rustica (Barn swallow), 4335 nucleotides long. RefSeq names its product CKLF like MARVEL transmembrane domain containing 6 (gene CMTM6). Bases 61 to 612 code for a protein of 183 amino acids. Gene Ontology annotation, cellular component: membrane. The record is from RefSeq and is a predicted model, not a curated record. Lineage: Eukaryota; Metazoa; Chordata; Aves; Passeriformes; Hirundinidae. The transcript is spliced from 4 exons.